GACGGAGCGCCACAAGUCAGAAGGUUUCCAUUGGGUGAACCAUCACAUCGCUUCUCAAGGUAAAGAAAAAAAAAAACGAUAAACGAUGGAGGACCCGUGGCAGAGAGCAUACGAUUUUGCUGUAGAAGUGGCGAGAAAAGCCGGAGCGGAAAUUAGGAAAGCCGGCGAAAGUGAAAUCAAAGUGAUGACCAAGAGCUCCACCGUGGAUUUGGUCACCAAAACUGACGAGAGGGUGGAGAAAAUUAUCAUCAACUCCCUCAAAGAGGAAUUUGGCGCCGACACCUACAGUUUCAUUGGAGAGGAGUCGGUCGCAAACGGAAAACCUUGCAUUCUGACCGACAAACCCACGUGGAUCAUUGACCCGGUGGAUGGAACCACCAACUUUGUCCAUGGGUUCCCGUUUGUGGCCGUGUCUAUCGCCUUUGCGGUGAAAAAAACGUUGGAGUUUGGCGUUGUGUACAGUUGCUUGGAAGAUAAAAUGUACAAAGCCAGGCGAGGUCAAGGAGCCUUCUGUGACAACGAACCCAUCCAAGUAUCGGAUGUGAAAGAUAUUCAUAAGUCCAUUAUCAUCUCCGAACACGGGACGGACAGGAAUCCAGAGAAGGUUACUAAGAUCUUUUCCACCAUGCAGAGGAUUCUCCGCAUCCCAGUGCAUGGGCUCCGUGGGUCGGGGACCGCUGCCACCAACAUGUGCCUGGUGGCGUGCGGGGCGGUGGAGGCCUUCUUUGAGAUCGGGAUCCACUGCUGGGACAUCGCGGCGGGGGCGGUUAUAGUGACAGAAGCGGGAGGAAUUCUGCUGGAUGUCGACGGGGGGCCAUUCGAUUUGAUGUCCCGGAGGAUGGUGUCGGCAAACAACAAUAUUAUCGCUCACCGCAUCAUUAAGGAAAUCGACAUAUUCCCCGUUGAGAGGGACGACGCAGAGGUGAUCAAGAAGUGAGAGGAUCCUUGCACCUUGUUUUCAAACACACACACACACACACACACACACACACACACACACACACACACACACACGCACAUGGGUGGAGAUGUCUUCUGUAUUUUAGCAGAAUAAAAUAACUACCUUGCA
Messenger RNA from Doryrhamphus excisus (bluestripe pipefish), 1069 nucleotides. RefSeq names its product inositol monophosphatase 1-like. The record is from RefSeq and is a predicted model, not a curated record. Gene Ontology annotation, molecular function: inositol monophosphate 1-phosphatase activity. Gene Ontology annotation, biological process: inositol metabolic process; phosphatidylinositol phosphate biosynthetic process; signal transduction. Lineage: Eukaryota; Metazoa; Chordata; Actinopteri; Syngnathiformes; Syngnathidae.